Gossypium raimondii (Peruvian cotton) is the source of this 2393-nucleotide messenger RNA. Its product is annotated as serine/threonine-protein kinase PBL34. Gene Ontology annotation, molecular function: protein kinase activity; ATP binding. Bases 390 to 1820 code for a protein of 476 amino acids. Lineage: Eukaryota; Viridiplantae; Streptophyta; Magnoliopsida; Malvales; Malvaceae. Gene Ontology annotation, biological process: protein phosphorylation. The transcript has 6 exons. The record is from RefSeq and is a predicted model, not a curated record.
AUUUCCUUUUCUUCGCACUUGUAUAUUUCUCUCUCUCUCUCCUGCCCAAGCUGCCCCUUUUAUCUGUUUCAAACUGCCCAAACUGCCCUUUGUUGAACACUUUCCCUCUUUCUCAAGCAGAGAGCCCCCUCCUUUGUCUUUCUCUUUCUCAAAACCUUCCUUUUGACUAAAUUUCAUAAUUUGGGUCUUGGUGAUUGAUUACCACCACCAUAAGAUCUAAUUUUUUUUUGGGGGGGUUAUUUUUUGUGAAUUUGAUUACCUGAAAUCACUUUCUUUGAGGUGUUUUGGGAUGGGUUCUGUGUUUUCCUUUUAUGUUGUGUGAUUAAAAAUGUUGGGGUUGUUGAAAGCAUGUUUCUUUUUUGAGGAAAUAUAGAUCAGUUAUAGAAAGGAUGGGUUUUGGUCAUCAAUCUAGGGAAGUAGUGGAGGAAAAUUCAUCAAGGAAGAAGAAAGAUGGAGGGGAAGAAGAAACAGGAUGUUGGGUUAAAUUAAGGUUUAUGGGAAGUUGCAUGUCUUCAAGAUCAAGAGUUGAUAACUCUGUGAGUGGAAGAACAGGCACUCAUUAUGCGGAAAGUGUACCUACAAAAGAGAGCAGCGGAGAUCAACCAGUUGUUCUAGUGUCUUCUACGACCACAAGCAAUGGUGAAAGUGCUUCAUCCACACCAAAAUUCAGUGAGGAACUGAGAGUUGCUUCACAGCUUCGGAAGUUCACAUUUAUUGACCUUAAAUUAGCGACAAGAAAUUUCAGACCCGAAAGUCUUCUCGGUGAGGGUGGGUUUGGUUGUGUCUUCAAAGGUUGGAUUGAAGAGAACGGAACUGCUCCCGUAAAACCUGGUACUGGGCUUACGGUAGCUGUCAAAACCCUAAACAUUGAUGGACUUCAGGGUCACAAAGAAUGGCUGGCUGAAGUGGAUUAUCUCGGUAACCUCCUCCAUCCUAAUUUGGUUAAAUUGGUUGGUUACUGUAUUGAAGAUGAUCACAGAUUACUGGUAUAUGAGUUUAUGCCACGAGGAAGUUUGGAGAACCACCUCUUCAGAAAAGGGUCCCUGCCACUUCCUUGGUCUAUUAGAAUGAAAAUUGCACUUGGUGCUGCGAAGGGUCUAGCCUUUCUUCAUGAAGAAGCAGAAAGACCUGUGAUAUAUCGUGAUUUUAAAACGUCUAAUAUCUUGUUAGAUGCGGAUUACAAUGCCAAGCUCUCUGAUUUCGGACUGGCGAAAGAUGGUCCAGAAGGAGAUGAAACUCAUGUGUCUACUCGAGUUAUGGGAACAUAUGGCUACGCUGCACCAGAAUAUGUAAUGACUGGACAUUUGACAUCAAAGAGUGACGUGUAUAGCUUUGGAGUAGUUUUACUUGAGAUGUUGACUGGCCGGAGGUCCAUGGACAAAAACCGACCAAAUGGGGAACACAAUCUUGUGGAAUGGGCGAGACCGCAUCUGGGAGACAAGAGAAGGUUCUUCCGGAUUUUAGAUCCUCGUCUUGAAGGGCAUUUUUCUAUCAAAGGUGCAUUGAAAGCAGUCCAGCUGGCUGCCCAAUGUCUUAGCCGAGAUCCCAAAGCCAGACCUCGGAUGAGUGAAGUUGUUGAAACUCUAAAGCCCCUUCCAAACCUUAAUGAUAUGGCCAGCUCCUCCUAUUACUUCCAAACUAUGCAAUCCGAUCGAUCUAGGUCCUCCAACAUAACUGCCAAAAAUGGCAUAAGAGUGCAGGCAGGAUUCGUAACGAGGAACGGACAACCUAUGAGGAGUUUAUCCAGUUUGAAUGGUCCUCAGGCUUCUCCAUUUCACCAACAUCCUCCGUCACCAAAGCCUAAAGCAAAAGAACCAUAGGUUCAAGCUUCUUUAUGUUGAUAUUUAGAAUUUGGUCGUGUCCAUAUCCGCAUCUUUAGACUGCAUAAUCAACUCCAAAUAGAGAGUGCCUCUUCGACAAUGAUUGUUUUAUUAUAUAUCACUGUUGCACUGUAGCAGUAGAACUGAACAAGCCAUAAUGGUGAGUUCAUUGGGCUGAAGGAGGCCAGUCUCAUUUAUUUUGUCAUUCCUUCAUUACUAUCUUGUACCUUUCUCGGGCACAUUCGGGGAUAUUUGUGUUACACCGGGGUAAUGAACUGUAUUCUUGUUGGCAUGCCGAUGAGGGCGAGGAUGAAAGGCACAGUUGGUUGGCCGGUGAAAGAGGAAAGGAGUCCCCCUCACAUUUACCCUCCUUUAUUGUUGUACAAAAUGAUCCCUUUUUAUUUUUGUUCUUUGGUUAUUGUGGUUGUUGUAUGUAUACAAGAGGCCGGAAUCCGGAGGAUUGCAGAUGCCGUGAUUCAAACUCGGUCACUUCUUAGAAUUGAUUGUAUGAACAAAUUGGGUGGAGGCGAGUCCUUUUUACAUGACAAAACUCAUUGGCUGCUGUUGUUGCAA